This is a messenger RNA of Encephalitozoon hellem ATCC 50504, 633 nucleotides long. RefSeq lists its product as uncharacterized. The coding region runs from base 1 to 633 and encodes 210 amino acids. The transcript has a single exon. Lineage: Eukaryota; Fungi; Microsporidia; Unikaryonidae. The record is from RefSeq and is a predicted model, not a curated record.
AUGGAAAAGUUCUCCGGGUACAACGACCCUGUCUCUGGAAUAAAUCCAUUUGUUGAUUCCAGAAGAAGCUCGAUCUCAAUCCUCGACUAUUUCAGAGUAAUUCUGAAGAUCCCUCUCAUUCUGCUUCUUCUGGGAACAAACAUAAAUGUUGUUCAACUUCUGGUUAGGAUUAAUCCGAGUGCAAAAGUCAGGCCCAAGGUCCUGGCUUCGAAUGCAUCAUCGUUUCUUGACAUCUUUGUUUUGAAGUACCUCACAGGCAUCAAUAACUACUAUUAUGUCACGGAAUCUGGCUUUGUAGAUGCUAGAAAUGGCCGUUUCUGCAAGAAGGCCGAAGAGCCUUGCGUGCUAUUCCCAGAGGGUUGCCAAACCAACAACAGAGCUAUUCUUCAGUUUGUAAGGGACGUUGAGGUUGACUAUGUAUGUGGAAUAAGAUACAAGGGAGAAUGCAUAAACAUGUAUGGAAACUUCUUGGGAUUUAUCUUUCGAUUUCUUGCAUCCAGAAGUUCUGUGGAUGUCAGGUUCAAGAAAAGCUCAGACUUGGGAGAUAUUUGUAAGCUUUCUUCACUUCCACAGGUGAAAUGGACCUCGAAAGACAAGGACAGAUUCAUGAAGGAGUUUGUCGAAAAGCUCUAG